Phytophthora infestans T30-4 is the source of this 510-nucleotide messenger RNA. RefSeq lists its product as uncharacterized. The record is from RefSeq and is a predicted model, not a curated record. NCBI's taxonomy places the organism in Eukaryota, Oomycota, Peronosporomycetes, Peronosporales, Peronosporaceae. Bases 1 to 510 code for a protein of 169 amino acids. The transcript has 4 exons.
AUGCACUGGUCCAUGGAGGUUUACGACUACGAGAGGAGGACGAUCACGGACACAGCGGUGGGCGGAAUCGAUCUCCGCAAAGGGUGCUGGAUUCACUGCAAAUGGUGCAACUCGACGUUGCAGACGACAGCGUUCUCACUCAAAAGCUGGGAAAUGCAUCAGACGCGGAAGACGCACUUGUUGCGUGGGCAGAGGCUUCUGGGUGAGUGUUCACAGCCUCAGUUCGAGAUCGAAUCCUUAAUGCUUGUCCGUCGUGAUCUUCAUCUGAACAAGCAGCACCAAGCUCGAUACGAGCGGGAUGUCACGAAUGUCAUCAACGCGAUGACAAGCCUUGUGUCCGACCAGCACAAGGACUUGGAUACACUGCAACUUCAGGUGCAUGAUAUGACGCGUGAGGUCGCCGGAUUGAAAAAGCAAGUGGAGGGUCUACGUCACAAGAAACAGAAACCCAAGCCAAGACGCACUAUGACGGAGAUGGAUAUAUUCGAGAAGCGCUUUCGACUCACAUAG